This is a messenger RNA of Penicillium lagena, 2958 nucleotides long. RefSeq names its product Hsp70 family protein. Gene Ontology annotation, biological process: endoplasmic reticulum unfolded protein response; cellular response to hypoxia; negative regulation of hypoxia-induced intrinsic apoptotic signaling pathway. Gene Ontology annotation, cellular component: endoplasmic reticulum chaperone complex. Gene Ontology annotation, molecular function: ATP-dependent protein folding chaperone; ATP binding. NCBI's taxonomy places the organism in Eukaryota, Fungi, Ascomycota, Eurotiomycetes, Eurotiales, Aspergillaceae. The coding region runs from base 1 to 2958 and encodes 985 amino acids. The transcript has a single exon. The record is from RefSeq and is a predicted model, not a curated record.
AUGGCGUCCCGGUCACCAACCUCUCCCAUCUUCUCCCUCGUCGUCCUCCCCUUCUUGAUCUUCCUCCUCAGCUUCGCCGGCCCAGCCUCCGCCGCCGGCUCAGCUGUCCUUGGCCUCGAUGUCGGCACCGAAUACCUCAAGGCCGCCCUCGUCAAGCCUGGCAUUCCGCUCGAGAUUGUCCUCACCAAGGACUCAAAGCGCAAGGAAUCGGCAGCUGUCGCAUUCAAGCCAACCCGCGACCCCAACGCCCUCUUCCCCGAGCGAUUCUACGGUGGUGAUGCGCUCGCUCUGGCGGCUCGGUAUCCCGAUGAUACUUAUAUCAACUUGAAGACGCUAUUGGGGCUUCCGUUCGACGAUGAGACGGUUCAGAGCUAUCAGAGCCGGUUUCCCGCCUUGAAGCUGGAAAGCUCUCCAGGUGACCGCACUUCAGUCGCACUACGCAGUAAUCGGCUUGGGGACGCGGAGAAGAAAGAUGCGUUUUUGGUUGAGGAGAUCCUGGCGAUGCAACUUAAGCAGAUCAAGGCCAAUGCCGACAGCUUGGCGGGCGCGGGAUCGGAUAUUCGCGAUGUGGUGAUUACUUAUCCUGCAUUCUACACCGCUGAAGAAAAGCGCAGCUUUGAGUUAGCUGUGGAGCUGGCCGGUCUGAAUAUCGAGGCCAUGGUUAGUGAUGGACUGGCGGUUGGCUUGAACUACGCUACCAGCCGCGAUUUCCCCAAUGUUUCGAAUGGUGAGAAGCCGGAAUAUCAUGUUGUCUUCGAUAUGGGCGCUGGAUCGACCACGGCAAGCGUCCUGCGUUUUCAGAGUCGUCAGGUGAAGGAUGUUGGCAAAUACAACAAGACUAUUCAAGAGGUUCAUGUUCAAGGAGCCGGCUGGGACAAGUCGCUCGGCGGUGAUUCCCUGAAUGAUCUUAUUGUUGACGACAUGAUUGCCCACUUGGUGGAGGACAAGAAACUCAAGGACAAGGUCACCGCCGCUGAAGUUAGGGCCCAUGGAAAGACCAUGGCGAGACUCUGGAAAGACGCGGAGAAGAUUCGCCAGGUCUUGAGUGCCAACUCAGAAACCCACACCAGUUUUGAAGGCUUGUAUGACGAGAAUGUCAACUUCAAAUACAAGCUCACCCGUGCCAACUUCGAGAAGAUGGCCAAGCAACAUGCCGCCCGUGUACGAUCUCCAUUGGAACAGGCUGUGUCCGCCGCUGGUUUGCAGCUGAGCGACAUUGACUCGGUUGUUCUGCACGGCGGUGCCAUUCGGACUCCAUUUGUCCAAAAGGAACUGGAGACGGUCUGUGGGUCCUCCAAAAAGAUCCGGACCAAUGUCAAUGCCGAUGAGGCGGCCGUUUUUGGCGCCGCCUUUAAGGGCGCGGCUCUUAGCUCGAGUUUCCGCGUCAGGGAUAUCCGUUCCAGCGACGCAGCCUUCUAUCCAAUCGCCUUGAAAUGGAGCUCCGACGGCAAAGAGCGGAAUCAGAAGUUAUUCACAGCUACUUCUCACGUGGGCCCAGAGAAGCAGCUUACUGUGAAGAACCUGGACGACUUUGAAUUCAGCUUCUACCAGCUCUUCGACCAAGCUAAGGAGCUGCCUGUACUGAGCGUACAGACCCAAAAUCUCACGGCUUCCGUGGCCCGACUGCGGGAUUCCUUUGGAUGCUCGACCGCGAACAUCACUACCAAGUUUUCGAUCCGCCUCAGCCCCGUUGACGGACUUCCGGAAGUUGUCGGUGGGACUGUCAGCUGCGAAGUUGAGUCCGAGAAGAAGGGCAGCGUCGUGGAUGAUGUCAAGGGCUUCUUUGGGCUCGGCAAGAAGGAUGAGCAGCAACCGCUCGGUGACGGCGAUGAUGAACCUAGCGAAUCCAUCACGCUUGAGCCAGAGACGGAGUCUUCCACAACAUCGACUUCCAGCGAGUCUUCUACUACCACUGCCAUCAAAGAUAGCAAGAAAGCCACCCCUCAGACCAAGGAAGAGAUCAUUCCCAUCAGCCUGAAGUCAACCACGCUUGGAACCAAGGCCCCUUCGGCUUCUGAGAUGACCCGAAUCCGGGGCCGCCUGGCCGCGUUCGAUGCGUCGGACCGUGAUCGUGUCCUGCGCGAAGAAGCCCUGAACGAACUUGAGUCUUUCAUCUACCGCAGCCGUGAUCUGGUGGAUAACGAAGAGUUUGUCAAGGCUGUCAAGAAAGACCAGUUAACUCUUCUGUCCGAAAAGAUUGCCACUCACAGCGACUGGCUCUACGAGGACAGCGACCACGCCAAGACAGCGGACUUCAAGCUGAAACUCAAGGAUCUGAAGGAUAUUGUCGAUCCAGCACAGAAGCGAUUAAAGGAGAGCUCUGGCCGCCCACUGCACGUGAAGCUGUUGAAGGAUCUAAUCCAAAAUGGUGAGGGAAUGCUGGAGAAGAUUCAGAAACACAUCGAAGGAGCCGAGAAGGAAUACUCAUCCUCGCUCUCGGAGUCAAGCAGCACCUCCUCUUCCACCGCAACCCCAGCCGCUUCGAGCGAUCCACUCGAUGAUCUCGAUGAGGACGCGUACUCCCCCUCGUCAUCCCCGACCUCCACCAAAAAAUCUGCCGCGGCCAAGCCUACCGGCCCGGCGUACGGACUCUUCACUCCUACCGAGCUCUCGAUCCUAUCAAAGGCCUACGAUUACGCCCAUCCCUGGCUGGAGAACAAGCUCGCCGAGCAGGAGAAGCUCACGGAGUCGGAUGACCCCGUCCUGACCCUGGCGGACAUCGACUCCCGCAUCAAGGAGUUCGAACGCGUUCUGAACCGCUUGUACAAGAAAAUGGACGCCGCUGCAGAUAAGGAAACCGGAGCUGCGGACAAAUUAAAGGCCGAGAAGGAGCGACAGGCCAAGGCGAAAGACGAUAAAAAGAAGACCAAGAAACAGUCCGAGGCCAAGGGUAAGAAGGCCACGGAGAAAGAGGCGGCCAAGGAAAAAGAGGAGGAGGAUCGGAAAGACGAGCUUUGA